Molecule: messenger RNA, 6232 nt
Organism: Alligator mississippiensis (American alligator)
Lineage: Eukaryota; Metazoa; Chordata; Crocodylia; Alligatoridae
Gene: BEND2
Product: BEN domain containing 2
Exons: 12
Coding region: 16-2424 (802 amino acids)
Molecular function (GO): DNA binding
Source: RefSeq, a predicted model, not a curated record
AACCUGCCUCAGGAGAUGGAAGAACAAGUUAUUGCUGGGUUCAUGACUGAUUUCCCCAAAGCAAGCCCAGCUCCCUACAACCCAGCUAAAUUCUCUCCUCCCCAGUUCUCAGACCAUUUCAAUAGCCUGGGGUGGGAGGGAGGACAAGGGGAAGUGGUUACAGAAAUUAAUCUCACUGAAACUUCUUGUCUAUCUAGUAAGAAAGCAGAGAAGCCCAUGCAACUGAGACUCCUACACCACAAAACACUAAUUCAGCAGUCAGCUGGAAGUGAAGGAAGGAGAAUUUUGCUGAGAGCUGCUGUGGAAAGAAGGCCCACCCUACCUCAGGCAAGACACCCUGAAGAUUAUGUUUCUGUGAGCGUUGAGGAUGAUGUUGAAGCUGUGAUAAUUGAAAAUUCUGAAAUGGAAGAUGCAGAAAAUGAACUGUCUACGCAAAACUGCUUGUCUGUGGACCAAAAUUCUCAAGUUAACAGUGAUGAUCGCUACAUGACUCAGCUUGCAUAUGGUGGUGAAGGCUUGUCGCUACUGAGUGAACCAGUGGUGUCACAAAUGAGCCAUUCUGCAGGUGUGGAGAGAGAUGGUCACAACCCAGAACAAGCAGACUUUGUUUACGUGCAUAAUAAAAGACGACGACUUGCCCCCUCUCCCUUGGGAAAUAGCACAAUAAGAGCCAGGGAAGCAGAAUAUGAAGAUGGCGGAAGUGUCAUUUAUGAAUAUGAACCAGAUUAUGAAUGUGGAAGUAUUGUGUCUGAAGCUUCCUACGCAAGAGAUCAGCAGAAAACCCUUAUGGAUGUCCUCAACUGUUGUCAGGCCAUGUAUGAUGCCAUUCAGAGAUUGGAUAAGAAAUUUGACCUGCUCCAUCGAAAGGUCUCAGAAAUGCAGCAUACGCGGGUGAAGUCAUUGCUGUUGAAACCUAGACCCAUUGGAUUUACACACAGAAGUUCCAGUUAUUUACCCCAUGGAAAAAUUAGAGUACAAAAACAAAUGGAGAGGGAGUCAAGUCUUCAGAUCUCUCCCCCAGAACAGGGGAAGCAUAGCCCUGCUAUAAGAGUUAGACUACAAAAGAACCAUCUCCACAGCCAUAUCCAGGCCAACUCUACAAUCAAACCUGUUCAACAGACUCUUCAACUUGAAUCACAGCAACCUGCUCUUCGACAGAGCCCACCCCUACCCACUAUCAUUUCCACUCGUUCAUUGCAUUCACCAUUCACAGUGGGUAACAGGAUCUCUGACCUUCCUACACAAACAAAUCUUGCAAGCACAGUUGUGGAAAGCACAGUCAACAUUGCAUCAUCAGCAGCAGGUUCACCGCUUGUGUCAUCAGUGAUGCCGACACCCCCUGAAACCAGUCUGGGAAGAAACGCCAUGAUGAUGAACUACAGGGCUUCUGCAGGAAGUGUGAAAGAGCUGCCAUCAUCAUCAGUCUCUAUCAAUCUUAGUUAUGAGUAUAUUGGUGACCCAUCGAGAAAUAUAAAAGUUCUUGGCAACUAUUUGAUGAAGGCUCGACAAAAAACCAAGCCAAAGUAUGCAGCACGCUACUUAGUUCGUGUCUUGUUCCCCAAAGAAACAUUACUGUGUAGCAUUAUGGGUGUAAGUGCACGGGGGCGCAGAACAUUGGAUCCUAACAAGGUUGCUGCAAUAAGAGAAUUUCUUGCAACUAAUUUCCCAACUUAUGAUCUGAGUGAAUAUGGAAAAGACUGGAAAACGUGCAUCACAAAUGUCAAUGCCAUGAUCCGCUGCCUACGCUCUGAAACCAAAAUAAAUCCAGAGGUAGCAGAAGGGAAAGAAAAAAUGGCUGACACUCCAGAUACAUCCAUUUGCGUGGAUUUAAAUUAUAGUGGGGAUGAUGGUGAAGUCAAUUCUCAAACCUCUCAGAAAAUGACCAGUACAACAACAAACAGACUUCAGAACUCUGUAUGGGAUAAAGCCCCAGAGGUGUUCCGUGCAUCUUCGGCCAGUAAACUACCGUCUUUGGAACCAAUGGAACUUCUUGGGAGUCCCUGGCGCAACGUUCAGCUGCCCUUCUCAGUUAUUUAUGUUGCCAAGGGAAAGUCUCGGCCAGAGUUGUCAGCUCGCUACUUGAUCCGCCAUCUUUUCACGGAGGACGUACUGGUGAAAAGUAAUGUGUAUGGCAAUCUGGAGCGUGGCAUGAGCCCUCUGGACUGCAAUAAGAUCAAUGCUCUCAGAGACUUUCUUCAGGAGAAUUAUCCAUCCUUUGAUCUAAAGGAAACUGGAUAUGAUUGGAAAGCAUGUGUGGCUGCCAUAAACAGUACAAUCCGCAGUCUCAGACAUGACCACAAGAAGGCUACAGCUGGAGUCCGGAGGAGAGUAUUGGCAGCACCACCACCAAGUGAAAAGAGUCCUCCCCAAAGUCCCACUUCAGUGAAGCCAUAUGAAAGUGACACUAUCAAUCUUACAGACUAAAAAGCUAACAAUCAUUUUGCAUAUUUUUGGAGCCCUGCAGUAGGUUGUACUGUACAAAGCUGAUCUUGUUGGGUAGUCAGCAGCACUAUAUAAUAUAUGUCAUGAGACCAAAGUUGGCAGGGGACUUAGGGACCCUGCCUCCUAGAGCCACUGGCACUCAUGCCUGUUAUUGAAAAUACUUUGUCCAUUCUUACUAGGGUUUAGCUGGCACUCAUCUGGUCAGCAUCUGUUUCCUAUAAAGUAUCAACCCCACAUUAGAUUACUUCAACUACAAGAAGCACACUGCAUAGCAGGUCAGGAGCAACAAAGAGGAAGGGGAAAAUGAUGUUUCUUUCUCAGAAAAGGAAUACAGAUGUCCAAAGUCCAUUUGGACCAUCCUGGAUUGAGUUUAUGAUGGCUGGGGAGGUAAAUUUGUUCUGCAACUGGAUAAUAUAACAAGGGAAAAAUCCAAUAGAGAAAGGAGAGAGUGAUUUGUACUGCAUCAAGCUGAUAUGUCAUGCAUCUCCCGUAUUCUUCCCCCCACCCCUUCCCCUACCAGUCCUGCAGCAGAGACUUUGCUGUAGGAAAAGGAAAGGGAAACGCAACAAUUCCUGGUAAGUAAUACUUUCCUCUUUCCUGUGGCUUGGCUCUGGCCUGCAGUGAUUUUUAAAAAACAAUAUUUGGUUCUGUUUCCAUUUUGAAAUGUAAAUAAAAAAAAAUUAAGGGUACAUGCAGAUAUUCACUACACCUGGUCUGCAAUCACAGGGUUUACUUUAAAUGGUGUCAUCAUAGAUCAGAAGCGGUGCAUGCAGAUGUUUACCAGUGCUGCAAGCUGUUCUGGGAAACUGGUGUAAGUAACUUAGGACAGGGGAAGGGCAGGCAAGUUUGGGGAGGCUAGCAGGGCCACAGGGGCAUUGGCAGGUCUGGGAGUGGGUUGGCAAGAUCUGGGGGAAGGGGCUGACAGGUCUGCGGGGGGUGCUGUCAGUCUGUGCCUGGUGGAGUUGGGGGACUAAAAAUAGCCUGGCCAGGGUGGCAGGGUAGGAAGAGCUCAACUCCAGGGCUGGGGCAAGCAGCUGGGCUUUCAUUCACUAGUUUGGGCUAAUCUGUUCCCAAUCCGAGUUCACUUCCUUAGGUGAACUAAUUUAGAUGGAGACUAGCAUUUUUUUGCCUGAUUUAACCUCCCCAAACAUCUGCACAGACCUUAAUUAGGUUGAUCUAAACAUAACAUCUGCACCUACUCUAAAAGCAAAAACUAUCAAGACUUAACAUACCAACCUGACCCACUGUUCAGUGAUACAUAUCCCACUUCGAAUCUUAAUCCACAGUGGAUAUAGAUCUGCUACAUCUCUAGGUUGCAGCUAGAGAACCCAGAUCCUAAUCCAAACUCAGGUAGUCAUUUCCAUGGAUUUUGGUGUGUGCAGAAUCAAGCCAUUGGCCCAUCUAGCUGGAGGACCAGCAAUACAUCCACAUAAUGACUAAGACAACAGUUCUUACACCAGCCAAGAUUCUUUUAAUCAUCACUUUUUAGUGUCCUGGGCUCCUGUGAACUAUUAAGCAUAUAUAAACUCUGGCUUGUGGGUUUAUGUUUUUAUUUUUUGAUCAAAGUACUUACCAUCCUGUUCUUACAAAUUCAGACUCUGAAGGUGAAAAUGCAAAGCUCAGAAUCAUGUUUAAGAAAUCAUCUCCAAAAUAAUCAGCCAGGAUUACUGAAAUGCAGUACCUCAGAAAUAGGUACUAUAUCCCUGUUUUCCUCUCUUCCUACACAAAAGAUUUCAUGUUCAGUUUGUCAACAAAGCAUCUUCAUUUCAACGGUGAUUUGCUUCAGUUAUGGCCAGGUGUUUUAAGAAAUGUAGCCUACUUUUUUUUGUUAGUUUGUUAAUGAAUUUACUCAAUUCUAUUUUAACUGGUUCAUAGAUAAAAUUAAUAGGUGAUCUCAAAACUGACAAGUGCUGGAAUUUAAAAGAGCAUGACUUGUGAGCCAACCAAAGAAAAAGAACUACUAAGACAUUGUAUGUCAGAGUUCAGAGGAAGUGUAAAUGGUGGUAUAAGUUGCAUAUUGAUAAACCAAAAUAUCUUGCACAUGGGGAUAGAAGUGUUUCUUAUCUUGCACCAUCACUUACUUUCCUUUGAGUUAUGUUCUGUGCAACAACUUCAUAUCCCACUUCCAUUUCUGUACAAUGACUUACUGAUGUAUGAACUCACACCAUCAUUUGUGUCAGAUCCAGUGUUACCUUAAACUUUUAAACUGUUCACAGAAACAGUUUUGGAAGGAUCACAAAUAAAGAGGAGGCAUUACAAUACCUCAUAUAUGGGUAUAUAACUGUGAACUCCCUCAUUGGACUUGUGCUUACUUGUAUCAGGACAGAAUAUGACCAAGAUCUAUCUUCUCUAAGGGGUUUAGGAUUUUUCAUAAUAAACAUGAAAACAUUAUUUAAUUUACUUUUACAAUGGCAAGUAAUGCAGAGGUUUUGUUAUCUUAUAAAAUAAUUGUUGUCUCCCAAAGUUCUGAUAUCGUGUUCCUAAAUAUUUUACUCAUAACAAUAAGCGAUGUGACUUUAAAUAUGAUGUAGAGUAUCUGAUUACUGCACAAAAAUUUCACUGGAGGUAAGCAUAUACAAUGUCCUUGUGAAAGUGGUGAAUGAAGAUAUAGGCCAUUCUAGUAAAUUUUAAGAGCUUAUUUAUGUCAUACAUUUUCCUGGAAUAGUCUUUGAAUUCAGAUGUCAUUACUAGCUGGGAAGGAGACAAGAAAAACACCCAAUGCUCAUUUCAGAAGGUUGUCUUGUGGCCCAGUUCCUUACCAAAACCGUGUAUUUGUAUACUUAUUGUUGUUAGGCAGCUUUAAAACAAUAUGAUACAUAAUGCCUAGCCAUUUGUGCAAGACAUUAAGGAAUGUAUGUCCAUCAUUUUGAACAAAACUUAAUUCACAUAAUUCAGAGGAGUUGUGUGCUUUUAAAAUGGUUGUUUUUUUUAAAUUUUAAGUAAUGUAGCCGUUUGCUUUAUCUGCUGCUGUUUGCACCUUUUUUUUUAAAUCAUGUUGUUGUUGUGGCCCAUCCAUUUUCUCUGACGUACAGCAGGCCAAAUUCUGAUAAAUUAUUUUGUUGUAAACCUGAAGCAGUUGUUUUAGAAGUCCUGGAGCUAUCUCAUAUUUACAUCAGCAUAACACAGAAUCAGAAGCAGAUACUGCUGUUUGAUUCAUACCAAGAACCCAGUCUAGAAAUGGUUCCACUUCCUGCAGAGCCCUAAUUACUUCCCAGGGUUGCAUAUAGGCACAUGGAACAGCUUGCCAGAUUGGGCUUUCCAUGACUACUGAGGCUUAACUAAAUAAUUUAAUUUUCAGUAGAGAUUUAUACCAUUACUAUUUAGGCUUCAAAUGUAACAUUUGCUGUUGUUCUGCGUUAUGACCGACACACUCUAUGAUUAUUGUUCUGUAAGACUCUUUUUGUACAAUGCCAAUGUCUUACGAUCUAGUAUGUAGAUAUUUCCGGUUACAAAACUCAGAAAAUGCCAAAAAUACUUAUAUUUUUUCAGUAGCUACACAGAAUGUUUUCCCACUGUCAUCCACAGAUGUUAGUGUGAGAGUGAUAUAUUUAUGGAAUGAUCUAUUUAGCACUGAAUUUUGUUAAUGUGGUGCAUACCUCUAUCUUCCACUUUGAAAAGAAACCUAACGGGGGGGGGGGGGGGAAUGGACCUCGUAAAUAAUGUUUCUCCAUUUUUGUUGGAAUUGUAUCAAUUUUUGCUAACUUUUGUAAAAAGUAUUUUGCCCUUAGAGAAGAAUAUUUUACAAAUAAAAUCAGAAUAUAUUUGCUCCUUGAAGAGAAUGCAUUCAUAA